This is a messenger RNA of Kwoniella mangroviensis CBS 8507, 1875 nucleotides long. RefSeq lists its product as uncharacterized. The transcript is spliced from 3 exons. The coding region runs from base 1 to 1875 and encodes 624 amino acids. Gene Ontology annotation, biological process: proteolysis. Lineage: Eukaryota; Fungi; Basidiomycota; Tremellomycetes; Tremellales; Cryptococcaceae. Gene Ontology annotation, molecular function: aspartic-type endopeptidase activity. The record is from RefSeq and is a predicted model, not a curated record.
AUGCACGCUCAAGUAUAUUAUCAAAUCCUUCUCUCUCUCGCCUUACUUCCCUCAGCCUUCGCCUCACCUUUACGAGCGACCAACACCGAUUCACCAGCAAGUAAAGGUACUAUCAUCCCUAUCACCCAUCGAUCUCCUUUACUCUCCCAUCCAAUCUUAUCAGCCCGUACAGACGACUACAUACCGAUUUUCGACACUCAGGCUGCUGAGCUAGUUCAAAAAGAGCUCAAAGCAGUCAAGAACAAAUAUUCCAAAGCUGCACAGUACCUAUCCGGUGUCCAAGUGGCAGAAGCGGACGUUUCGUUCCAACAACCCAACGCAGCCUUACCUGUCCAAGCUGCUCAAUCUGCUAAAUCCAUCACUACCACUCGGGCAAGUACAGCAACCUCAAGUAUUCAGUCGACUAUCCCUUCGAUCAGCUCACCCACAACAACGGUCACAUCGACAGCUAAGACCUGGUCAACGAGUGUCACUGUGAAUGCGGCUAACACAGUUUCUACAAGUGUCAUCACUUCCACAAAGGUCCCUCCACCUAGUGGAACAGGUAUCGUCGCUCCUCUAGCAUCCAUCUCAAUAGAUAACGAUGGUGUGUUCAACAUGCUGGGUAAUCACGCUCCGCUGUUGGCUCCAAUCAUCGGAUCACAUACUCGAUCGGCAGUUUCGAAAUCUGACCCUUCUGCAUCAGCUACCAAUACAGUAUCCACUUCGACAUUCUUCCCCAGACAGAAAACGUCAACAUCGACGACAUCAAAUAUUGUUGUCAGUUCAACAACGAAGAAUACCCUGCCUAGCUUGCCUACCAGCUUGGUCUCUGCGGACUUACCGUUAGAUCACAGAUUAGGUGAUUUACAUGUCAGGGGUAAAUCGAGUUCACCUAUUGUUCCAUUGACAGAUUAUAUUCAAGGUUCGUUGGACGUAUUGUACUAUGGAAAUAUCAAUAUUGGAACGCCCUCGCAGACAUUAAGUGUAGAUUUCGAUACUGGUUCAGCGGACUUAUGGUUCCCAGUAAAAUGUUCAAAUUGUCAAUCAGCACAAUUCGAUUCCUCCCGUUCAUCCUCCUACCAGUCCACCACCCAGUCAUUCGGAGUGCAAUACGGUUCGGGAUCCGUUUCCGGUCAAUUGGCAAGGGAAAACGUCAUGGUGGCCAAUACGAUGGUUCAAGGACAAUAUUUCGGUGCGGUGAACAGUGAAUCAUCCGAUUUUCAAGGUAAUCCAAAUUCAGGUGUAAUGGGAAUGGCUUUCAGUUCGAUAUCAUCUUCGGGUAAACCGACAUAUUUUGAAAAUCUAAUCAAUAACAAAGCUGUCAGUUCACCAUUAUUUGGUUUCCACCUGACAAGAAGACAAGCACAGGGUAGUCAAUUGUGUAUCGGAUGUUAUGAUUCGAGUAGAUUUACCGGUGGGAUCAGUUGGAUACCCGUUAUUUCACAGACUUAUUGGUCAGUGUCGAUGACUUCAUUCAGUACCAAUGGAGGAAGAUCUAAUGCUUUAUCGCAAUCUCUUAUCGGGGCAAUUGACACUGGUACCACCUUGAUCUACGUUCCAACCUCGAUCGCCGAUGCCUUCUAUUCCCAGAUUCCCGGCUCAUCUAGAGCAGACCAAUAUGGCGAAGGGUUCUAUCAAUAUCCCUGUAAAGCAUCUAUCACCAUCUCGUUAGGGUUCAAUAACAAGAACUUCAAUAUGAACACGGUCGAUUUCAAUCUCGGUAAAACUUCGUCAGGAUCAAACCUCUGUGUGGGGGCGGUAUUGGCUGUUGCAGAUGGAUUCCCAGACAAUCUCGCUAUUGUGGGUGAUGCGUUUUUGAAGAAUUGGUAUAGUGUUUAUGAUUAUUCGAAUGGUGUCAGAGUGGGUUUGGCAAGUUCGACUAAUAACAAGUAA